AAACUUAUUAAAUAGGUGAAAUGAAUUUAAACGGAGGUCCAUCAGCUUGGGUCUUGAUGUGCUUUUCGUGUUGUGUUGCAAUUGAUCUGUUCGACAAAGACGUCUCAGUGAAAAUAAGAUCCGCGGUUUUGGAGGCCUCAUAUCGUGAAACUAAACCUGAUGGCAUUGAAGAAAUAACUGUGGAAAAACCUUUCUACCAAACAAAAGCGGAUAAUCCUCAGUUUGGCUACGACGUGGCGUCAGUGUUCAUAAACAAUGGCCCAAACAAGGAAGAUACUCCUGCAGUGUUGGUCUCGGCACCAGGGAAUCCGAGUAUCGAGUUUGCGGAUCCAGGUUUUGUCGAGAUGCAAAACCUAAAACGCUCCAUCACGUCAAGACAAUCAGCGAUAGAGAAGGGAAAUUUCGCAUUGUUGACCAUUGACCCGGUUAACAAAUACAAUGCUCACGGGAUGUUCGGGUCCAGCCUUUUAACCGUACCUUCGAUGCCGGGUGACCUGAUAGAGUACCACUUGUUCUCCGGAAGCCCCACUAAUGCCAACUGUGACAGCAAAAAUCCCAUUGCAAAUGAGAGUGUGUCUUUUGACACUGUCGGCUAUGUCUUCAAGUCUAGUAUCGGCUACAGCACGAGGAAAAAAGAAUUACUGGCUACGAUGGAGGACUCCGAUAUCGAAAUUAGCAACGCUUGUUUCCAGGGAUCGUCCUACGGCGGAAGUGGUCAAUAUGCCGGUCUCUCGCAGGCCAACAGAAACGAAAUGGGAUUUUCCUCACACAUGACGAAAGACUACAAGACUUUGCUGUUCGGAGCUCCCAUGUUCAAGAAUCAGGGAGGCUUUGUACAGAUUCUUCAUAGAGAAGAUGCACUUGAGAACAAUUAUGAAGCGUUCCAGGAAAGCCAAGACCUGCGGUUAUUCUACCUAUGUGACGCAAAGGCGCUGAAAAAAUACACUGGCUAUGAUCCCUCUGCUCGCGAGGGUGUGGACUUGAACAAAUUGGUGUGUCCAGUUGAUUUGACCUACGGAUACUCUGUAGCCUCAGUCCUAAUCCCAGGCGAAAAGGGCACCAACAAGACUUGGUUACUGAGCUCGCGAAAUGCAACUUCGCGGUUAUUCUACCUAUGUGACGCAAAGGCGCUGAAAAAAUACACUGGCUAUGAUCCCUCUGCUCGCGAGGGUGUGGACUUGAACAAAUUGGUGUGUCCAGUUGAUUUGACCUACGGAUACUCUGUAGCCUCAGUCCUAAUCCCAGGCGAAAAGGGCACCAACAAGACUUAUUUGGCAACUGGAGGGCCCAGAGCACAAGGUCUGAAAGGCGAAAUCAAGCUGUUCCACUUCAUUCCGGGUAAAACUUAUAUCGUGGAUUCGUUUGAGUUCCUGGACUCUCUGGUGGGCGCGAGUUUCAAUACCGGAUUCGGAACUACCAUCGUGGGUGCUGAUUUGGACGGAGACGGAUAUGAUGAACUGCUGGCUGGAGAACCAUACUACACGGACGAUACAUCGGACACGUACAAUUCGGGAUGUGUGACUAUCUACGUGUACAACCAAAAGAGAGGCGAAUACGAGUACAAGUACACUCUGAAGUCGCCCUCCCCCUCAAAGAGUAACAUGUUCGGAUUCAAAGUGGCACUUUUGGGCGACGCAGACGCCGAUGGUGGAGAGGAUAUUCUGAUCACAGCUCUGAAUGAGAAGAACGAUGAUGGAUCAUCUGGUAAAGUGUACUUGUUCAGUGGCAGAUCAAUCAGCUCAGUCUACACGUACUCAGUUUACAAGAACGACUACCCUACUAUUCUGCAGGAGUUCACAAAGACUGAGGGAAAACUGUUCGGAUUCAGCGUGGGCUCAAAUGCAGUUGAUUUGGACGAGAAUGAGUUCAAAGACUUCGUUGUGGGAGAUCCAGGAAAGGACAACCAAGCUGCCUAUGUCUUCUAUUCAUCCACCUUUAUUCGACUUCUGCAUCCGGAAGGAAUUCCAAACAGUCUUCGAUACGAAACUCCUAAAAAUCACGCGCGUUGUCCGUCUGAAAUAUUGGACAACAAUAAAGACAUUAAUUUUUGCCAGAUUCUCCAAAUUGUUGUUGAAAAUAAAGGUUUUUUGAAAAGUGACGUAGAUUAUUUCCAUUGGCGACCUGUUCCAACGCCGUGGAAAUUUGAGCAGGAUUUCACAAUUGACGUGAAGAUAUCUAAAGUUCCGGAUGAGACUAAAAUUGAGGUGUAUGGUGCUUCUCUGUCUGCCGAAUUCGGCCCCAAUCAACCGAACGAGAAGACGCUUUCAUUCUACGUGUUUGGAACGGUGCCUGAGAUUUACGGUGCCACUCUGAAGCUGGAAGCGAAAACCACUGUUAAAAGCGGCAAUGAAAUUAUAGUGGAGAAAGGCAGCGAUGUUAAAGGACCAACUGUCUUGGCGCCUCUUUUAACAAAACCAAUCGAUAUUUCAAUCUCCCCGCCUGCAAAAGUAUCAAUGAAGGUCUCUGAGGAGCAAAGCAACCCUUUGAAAGUAAUUUUGGGUUCAUCCAAAAAUCAGAUGAGGGCUGUCAUAACACUAAAAAGUGAAAAUGAAGUGAAUUUUGUGAAUGGGGAACUGAGGAUUACUCUGGGAACUAAGUUGAUUGGCUUUACCUAUGCGAAGUCAGAUCCGGAAUCACUGGUUUCUUGUCAAACCGAUUUGCAGGGAGAAGUGAUCAGUUGUUUCUUCGUGCAGGACAGAAAAUUCACAAUUGCAAAAAUCACAAUUGCGAUGAGCGGGGAUCGGCUGGCGGGAGGAGAGAGCGGGAUGGCAGUGCUGCCUCUGAACUACAGAUUGACUUGGGCCAACAUUGAGAAGGAGGGCGAAGGGGUGGAAGAAGAUAAUGACCAGAUUGUUAUCCAAUACGAGGCCCAAUUAAAUUCGCAUAAAACAUCGGGAGUUGUAGCGGAGAAGACGCCCUUUGCAAAGAAAAAUAGUCUGCAGUAUACAUUUUCUUUGGAGAACACCAAAACAUCCAUGAUUGGCGAGACCGAAGUAACCAUUUACACGCCAUACAGUCAAGACUUCAACGUCACAGUAGAGCGCGACGAGUGCACAACGGACAAGUUAGUUGACAGUGACAAUAAGUGUUCCAGCUCAAAGUGCCAGAUUGUGAAAUGCACUGUGAAGGAACUGGGCAGCAAGGCGAAGACCACCAUCGGAAUCAAAGUGACGUAUGUUGACGAGAAGGCGUGGACUUCUCUUGUUAACAGACAGAGUGAUUUGUGGUUCAAAACUGACUACCAGGUGGUAGGAGAGCCAGACUACCAGACCAAUCUCUACAAGAAACCCGAAAAUCCCUCAGGUGGGGAGACGUUGACGACCGAGGUGAUCUCAGCCGGGGCUCCGUUCCCCUGGUGGAUAGUGAUAGUGACGCUGCUGGUAUCAAUUGCCGUAGUCUCCAUCGUCAUAGUCGUGCUUUACAGAAGAGGCUUCUUCACCAAGAGGGAUCCGAAUUUGAUCAGACAAGAUGAUAUCCAAGAUGAGGAGUACGUGGAUGAUGACCAGGAGAUGACGAGGAAACCAAUUGAUUUCACUAGUGCAGCCUACUGAUAACGAAACAUGAAACAGGAUAGGAAAGAGCAACAUCUUCUCUCCGAACCUCCUGGAGCGAGCAAUGACAACAUCAUUAUCAAGAAAAACAAUUUAAAGGAUGUUCUUAUCACUUCCUUUCAUAACAAAUAAUAGAAAUGUUGAUUCAAAUAAUACCAAAAAUCGACUGACAAAACAUUUCGAAACAACAAUUCCCUGAAAUUAUUAUGAUCUAUGUGCAUUUGAAGAUCAAUUUGGCGAUAAAUAUUUUCAAAUCAUUUUCCGAUGAACUAACGUGUUACGAAACAUCAGUCCUCAUUCAUGCUACGAGUAUGAAAUUUGAUUGCGAACCUUCAAAAACAGAAAAAAAAAUUCGAAAAUUGUUAAUUUUGAUCAAAAUAUUGUCAUGUGUAAGCAGAAUGAAUUAUAAAUAUAUUGCGCUGAAUUUUUAUGAAUUUUGUUACACUGUGACCUGAAAUAUUUUUGAAAUGUUGAACUUAAUUUGAUGAAUUGAUUGACAUGAAUUAUUGCUCUUUGUCAUCCACGCUUUAAAUGCUUCAAGAUGUUUUUAUUCAAUCAAUUGUUUCGUCUGCUUGGGUGCUUACUAUUCAAAAAAGUGUUCCUUGAAAACUAUGCUUCGAAACAUUCACCAUUAUGACAACGUUCUCAUCAAAUUCAUUCACGAAUAACGCGCUGGGCUUUUAAGAAAAAUUACAAAUAAGUUGUCGAAGUUUACUGUGGUAAAUAGGAGCUAUUUUUUUUUUUCAAAACAAGUGGAAGAACCUCUUUCAAGUUCAUUUUGAGUUUAUUGUUGUUCUGAUUGUUCUUAAAUAAAGUUUGCCCUAAAAUCAAUAGAUCACAUUUGUUAUAACCCAAACUAUAACACAGUAUUUAUAAACCUAUUUCUUUCGUUUGUUAGUUAUAUUCUGAGCUAUAUAGUGAAAUCCUGAUUUUGAUGCCCAAAAUUUACACACGGCAAACACACUUUAAUAGGUUGCCAUACAUAUUUCAAAGAAUCUAGCGGAUCCCUUUUAUUUGACAUCAGUUUGGAAGUGUAUGUAAUAAUGUGCUCAGUUUUAUGUGUUUAUCUCAUUGACUGCAUAUGCAACUUAACUAGUAAUGGAUUUCACCAGCCAUAUAUUAAAGCAAGUUCAAAUUUCAUGCCUUAAGCAGAUUUAUAAUGUCCCGAUUUGAGUUAAAUUUAGAUCAUUGAUGCUCCAACUUUGUUUUAGUUGUCAAAUACAUGCAACAAAAAUGUAUAAAUGUAUCACAAUAUCACGAUGGUUUGUUUUCACGGCAAUAAAUAUAAUCACGCGACGAGAAAUUAAAUAUGAAACAAAAAUUAACAAAAGUUUGUAUUAUGGCGGACGAACAUAUAAUUUAAAAAAUUAUGAGAAAGUUAAAUGCUGCAUAAUGUGAUAAUUUAAUAGCAAAUUCUAUAAUUGACAACUAAAGGAUUAUAAUGAAUUGUAAUACUAAAUCGCAGGUUGUGUUGAUGCAUUGAAUUGCUAAAUUGAAUUAAAAUAAGUGGAUGUUCAAACAGUCGUAAUUUCACUAUUCCCUCCAGGUAGUUUUCACUUUCUCAGACACUGACGGGUUAUCAUCUGGUCGGUGGAGAUCUACAUUGAAUUUCAAUUUCAAAUCAUAAACAUGGAUUUUUGAUUUCUUGUUUGAAUUUAUAACUGAAGUGCUUGCUUUGUAAAAUACUUUCUUUUUUUAUCUUUCGGCUUCUAUUUUGUUCCAGAUGCUAACUUGAAAAUAAAUAUAAAUAUCGUUUCCAUUUGAACGCUAGUUUGAUACGACUUCAAUUCAAUCUUUCAUGAAUAAA
This is a messenger RNA of Symsagittifera roscoffensis, 5358 nucleotides long. RefSeq lists its product as uncharacterized. Bases 21 to 3551 code for a protein of 1176 amino acids. Lineage: Eukaryota; Metazoa; Xenacoelomorpha; Acoela; Convolutidae. The record is from RefSeq and is a predicted model, not a curated record. Gene Ontology annotation, biological process: cell adhesion mediated by integrin; cell-cell adhesion; integrin-mediated signaling pathway. Gene Ontology annotation, molecular function: integrin binding. Gene Ontology annotation, cellular component: integrin complex; external side of plasma membrane. The transcript is spliced from 20 exons.